This is a messenger RNA of Cynoglossus semilaevis (tongue sole), 5906 nucleotides long. Its product is annotated as metastasis suppressor protein 1-like. Gene Ontology annotation, molecular function: actin binding; phospholipid binding. Bases 473 to 3148 code for a protein of 891 amino acids. Gene Ontology annotation, biological process: positive regulation of actin filament bundle assembly; adherens junction maintenance; plasma membrane organization. NCBI's taxonomy places the organism in Eukaryota, Metazoa, Chordata, Actinopteri, Pleuronectiformes, Cynoglossidae. The transcript is spliced from 17 exons. Gene Ontology annotation, cellular component: actin cytoskeleton; cytoplasmic side of plasma membrane. The record is from RefSeq and is a predicted model, not a curated record.
CGUCUUCGCCUUGGUUGUUGUGCAGAGAAGUCAGAGUGUGGAGUGUGUGGGUCACACAGUGUCGGUAUUUACUAUCGUUCUAAACGACAGCCGUUACAGCCGAAUAUUGUGGAAAUAAUUGCAUUUUUCGAGCAGAAAAAAAAUCUCUGCAACGGCGGAUUUUGCGGUGCAGCCAUGGGUUUUACUGCGACGACGUGGAGGAGAGAGUGGGGUUUAAAUUUCGCCUUUCGUCCGGUCUGUUGACUGGAAGUAAACGGUGCAGCAAAGCCGAACCCAGUAGUGCAUUUUUCUACACGUUCGACUGAGAUUUAAGGUUUUCUUUUGUUUUUACCUAAAAAAUAGCAGGUAUAGCGUAUAUAGGUUAAAUACUUUUUUUUAACUAAGUUGAAUUUUGAGUUUUUCCUCCAUUGGAAGCUGGAAAAGUGAGAGCGGCUCACGGAGUCGGGACUGACCGCUGGAGUUGGUCCUGAAAAUGGAGGCUGUGAUCGAGAAGGAAUGCAGUGCACUCGGAGGACUCUUUCAAACGGUUAUCGCAGACAUGAAAAGCAGCUACCCUAUUUGGGAAGAUUUUAUCACCAAGGCUGGCAAACUGCAGUCGCAGCUAAGAGCGACGGCAGUUGCUGUGGCCGCCUUCCUGGACGCGUUUCAGAAAGUGGCUGACCUGGCCACCAACUCACGAGGUGGAACCAGAGACAUUGGAUCGGCGCUGACAAGGAUGUGUAUGAGACAUCGCAGCAUUGAGGCGAAAGUCAAGCAGUUCUCCAUGGGUUUCCUGGAGUGUCUGAUCAACCCUCUGCAAGAACAGAUGGAGGAGUGGAAAAGAGGAGUCAAUACUCUGGACAAGGACCAUGCCAAAGAGUAUAAAAGAGCUCGACAGGAAAUCAAAAAGAAGUCGUCAGAUACACUGAAACUUCAGAAGAAAGCAAAGAAAGCUGAUAAUCUAGGUCGAGGUGAUAUACAGCCCCAGUUGGACAGCGCCAUGCAGGAUGUCAGUGAUAAAUACAUUCUGCUGGAGGAGACGGAGAAACAGGCCCUGAGGAAAGCUCUCAUAGAGGAGAGGCAGAGAUUCUGCUGUUUUGUAGCCAUGCUGCGGCCCGUGGUGGACGAGGAGAUUUCUAUGUUGGGCGAGGUCACUCAUCUCCAGGCCAUCUCUGAUGACCUGAAAGCCCUGACCUCUGACCCCCACAAGCUUCCUCCUGCUAGUGAACAGGUGAUCCUGGACCUGAAGGGCUCCGACUACGGAUGGUCGUAUCAAACGCCUCCUUCAUCUCCCAGCACCACUAUGUCCAGAAAGUCAAGCAUGUGCAGUAGUCUGAACAGCGUUAACAGUAGUGACUCCAGGGGAUCCAGUGGCUCCCACUCUCAUUCUCCUUCCUCCUCUUCUUCCUCCUCUUCCUCAAACCACCUUUUCCACCACCAUCACCCCCGUCACCGGUACCGUAGCUCCACGCUGCCACAACAGACCCCGGCUCGGCUCUCCAGCAUAUCCUCCCACGACUCAGGGUUCAUUUCUUCAUCGCAAGACCAGUACAUGACGUCCAAGUCGUCCUCACCCAUGCCAGCUGAAACAAAGCCUUGUCCUGGUUCCAGCUCCUCUGAGGUGUCAGAGCCUGUGGACUUUCACAUUGACUGCAGCUCCCCCUCUCCUCUCGCUGCUGCCACUGCACCACAGCACACUGACAAGUUGACCAAUGGUUAUGACCACUACAGUCCAGUCAACUCCCCCACAUUGCAUAGCAACGGUCUGGGUUCAGUGUCAUCCACUGCCUUCCCGUUCUUCCCUCCAUCCUCCUCAUGCUCCACCUCCACCUCCACCUCCUGCCCCACUCGUUCAUGGUCACGCCCAGCCUCAGCGGUGCUUCCAGACUACCCUAGCUACUGCACGCUGGGCUCGCCCAUGAUGCCUUCAUCCCGUGUCCCGAGCUGGAAGGACUGGGCCAAGCCAGGGCCCUAUGACCAGCCCAUGGUCAACACACUGAGGAGGAAAAAGGACAAAGAGACUCCUACAGUUGUCGACACUAAUGGUCAUUUGAACGGCGACAACAACAUUGCUCCUUUAGGAUCAGCCUCCAUCUCUAAUUCAACACCAGCUCGGGCGGCACUUCAGACACCGAGCUCUCUAACCUCAGUGGAAGACAGGAGCAGGGCCAUGGCUGCACCUCUGCAGGCUGGUGAUAUUGAGGCACAUGAGGAACUGGCUCUGGCCUUGUCCAGAGGUCUGGAGCUGGACACCCAGAGGUCCAGCAGAGACUCCAUCCAGUGUUCCAGUGGCUACAGCACUCAGACCAACACCCCCUGCUGCUCUGAAGACACUAUACCGUCACAAGUGUCAGAUUAUGACUAUUUCUCCAUGGCUGGAGACCAGGAGCCUGAACCGCAGCAGCCCGACUUUGACAAGUCCUCAACCAUCCCCAGGAACAGUGACAUCAGUCAGUCAUACAGACGCAUGUUUCAGACUAAACGUCCAGCCUCAACAGCGGGUCUGCCCAGCCCUCAGACUCCCUACCCUGGACAGGGGCCCUACCCUACAGCGUCCUAUCCUCAGACUCCAGUCCACACAGGAGCUUAUCCGUCCACUCCUACUGGGCCGUAUCCCACCACCCCAACAGGCUGUUCAAGUCAAGGAUACUUCUCCGGGUCAACCUCCCAUAAUGCCUACGGCUCAUAUUCUACAGGCCACGGCCCAGUCAUCGUCACCCCCGGAGUUGCCACAAUCCGUCGCACCCCCUCUUCGAAACCUACUGCUCGGCGUUCAGCCUCGGUCGGGGGCACUGGCCCCAUCCCCAUUCGUACUCCUAUGGUCCCGGUCAAAAUCCCAACAGUACCAGACACCGCAGGUGCAUUCAACGGGAGCAGAAACUCAGAGGUGUUAGUAGGUGCGGGAGGAAAAAGUCCAGACUCUCCCACAUAUGCUGGAGGGGAGGAUGUCGACAUGUUACCCAUGAUGUCCUGGAGUGGCCAGGCUACCACUAACCCCCCCACCGUCCUGCCUAUCUACCAGAGUGAGAGUGGGCCUCAGCAGGGAGGAGGAGGAGACGAAGAGGAGACAGGAGACUUCGGAGGAGGAAACAUGCUGGUGGCCAUCCGCAAAGGUGUCAAACUCAAGAGGACCCUCACCAACGAUCGGUCUGCUCCACGUAUCGCAUGAUGACAUCGUCACUUCGUUUAGGCCCGUGCUCCUGCAUCACAGAUGUUAGGCCUCACCCUUAUUAUUUUGACUGACAUUUUGUACAUUUCCAUCUGUGAGAAUCACUCACUGAAGAAGCCUCUAGAUCAAAGUGGGGUUCAUGUGAUCCUCAAGGUUUCAACAGUGGCCAGAGACGUGUCAGAAAAUAUGAAAUACAUCAAUUUGACCCAAAUACAGAAUACGACUGAGAAGAAGCACAAGUGAGAGGAAAAGGGAACUGCUUUUAGGAAUAAAACACUCUUAAAGCUCGAGCAAUAAAAUGGAACCUGAGGUCAUCUCUGUGUUUGACUGAAGACACUGUAUAUGUUCUUAGGAAGAAGCACAGAGCAGCAAUACUUCACAAUAUGCCUUCAAGAACCCAGUAAAGAUGUGCAUUACACACAUGGAUGUGUGUAUCAGGGCUAGGGCAAGGGCUUUGUGUAUACUUCCUCUCAGAGUUUGGUGUGUACAGCAUGAGUAAAUGCUAAAUGUUGUGGGAGUGAACGUCACCUUUGAAGGACAAGAGGAACACUCAGGUGCAGAGAGAAGUAAUCAUUUUAUUUUUCCUGCCCUGUCCUUCACCGGCUGCAGACAUGGAGACAUAAAGAGGGGAAACUUGUAAGGAGAGCGUUGAGGUCGCACACAGACGUCGACCCAGAUGAUAGACUUCCAAGACCACCGUGCGACUGACGCCUCACGCGGUUGAUUUAGUACUUUCUGUUUUCUUUUGAGUUUUUUAUGUAUUGUAAAUAUUCUGCACGUCAUAUGAGGCCGCUUCUCGUACACAUCAAUCACUUCUUUAUCUUCUCCUAUUAGUGCCAAAAUCCUUCAGUUUCACGGCCUUCAGUCGAGGAUUGUUGAUUCUCUUUUUUGUAAUAUUUUUGAUUUGUUCUGUAUUUUCUUCUUCAACAUCGUUCUGUCCAUGCGACUUCUGAGUGGCUUCUGCAGUUUAAUAGUUUUCAUGUAAAAUAUUCUAAAAAAAACCCUCAUUGUUUUGUAGCAUCUCUUUAGCCACACUGCAGCCUUUGCAUUGAUCGUCCACAACUCUUAUAGUAGUCAAACCUAAGCUGUGCUCUCAUGACUGUACAAUAGUUAUAGUAUUAAUAUGUUUAAGAGAAGAUAACAAGGCAAAAUAUUUUUCAUGUUUUGAAAGUUAGGAAUUAAAAGACGUCUACGUUUGUCUUCAGUUACAGUGCUGUUGUUGAACUCCUACAUGUAGCAUGCAACCUGAUGGUAAGGUUUUCUCACAUCACUUGUUUUUUGUUUGUUUAAUAUGUAAAAGCUUCACAUGUGACAAGUCCAGCUUCGACAGAUGUUUUUGAGAAUAUCUUUAAAACAAAAAUCUUUUUUUUUUUAACCUGGACAAUAGAACAUUCUAAGAAAGAUUAAGACUUAAGGCUAAAGGAUGUCAGUGUCACUGACCUGUAGUCAGUGUUUGUUUGUUUUUUUCCCUCUUCAGCUGAAGCACUGUGAGAUUGUGGACACUACAGCAUGUAUGAAAGUGUAAAUACUGUUUAGAUGCACAGCUUAGUCCAGGAACCCACACUUUGUUUUAAUUUAUUCUCUGUCCUAGUUCUUUAACUUUUUCUUUGUUCCUGCCUCACCCUGUCUUUCUUUAUAUAUAAGGUUCUGUCCUUCUACAUUUCAUGGAAGUCCAAUGUUUCAUACCAACACAACUGAACGUAGAUGAUUUAAAGCCAACUGUUGUAAAAGUGAACAGUUGUCAGAGAAAAGUGUUUUGUUUUGGACCUGCAGAACCAGAAGGAAAGCUGAAAUGAAAGUGUUUGAGUUCUGCAGUGGAGAGGUUUGAAUCAGUAUUAUGAGUGGAGGCUUGAGGACGACGUAGGCGAGAAUCCACUUCACCGUCAGCUCAGUCCAGGUCGUUAGUGGUUACAUGCUGUAAAUCUUCACUUGGUGGUUCUACACUUUUUAUGUAAUGACUGGGCUGAACGUGGACUGAGUGUAACCUUACUGCAAACUGUGAACCACACUGAGGUUGGUUUAAGUUUAGACGGUUGUACUCCACGUACGUAGAGCAGAUUCCAUGUUUAUCCGAUCUGCUUGGAAUAUGAACAAAUGGGCCGGUCAGGUGGACGAUUCCCCAAACACGUUGAGAGUUUUGAAACCUAUUUUUUAAAUUUGAGAUUUAGUGUAACUAGGUCAGUAAACAAGGGAAAUUAAAUACAAAAGCAGACCAUAAAUUCCUUUGGUCAUUAAAAUAUUUUUUUAAAAACCUUAAAUGAUGAAAUGUGGUGUCUCAGAUGUUUCGGGAAACCCAGGUUUUGGCUCUUGUUUCAUUGAUGACAUUAUUAAUUAUUGUCUUUGUUUGUCCCAUCUAUUCUUCGACCGUCCAUCUGUCUGAAUUUUGUAUUGUCAAGCUGUAAUUUUCAUAUUUAAAAAUGCUAGCACAAAUAUAUAUAUAUUAUAUCAGAGCUGCCAAAUGUCACUAUAUUCUAUGAUAUAGGAAGUUUAUAGUUUGUGAGGGUUUGAGAUCACAGUGAAACCUGGUUUCUAGUUUAGUUUUUAUCUAACCCCUUCCUCCCCCCUCCUCGACACCUGCUCCCCACCCUGAGGAGAGUUGCUCUCUCUGUCUUUUCCCGUACAGUAAACGGGCUGCUUUCAUGUUUAUUUCAACAAGUUAUAAAAUAGUAAAAGGUAAACGUUUGCCUUAGUGGCCUCCCUAAAGUGUGACUGUACAACCUUCAUGUGUCUGCUUCCUUAAUAAACUAAAGGUAAAGUA